CGCGCAUCAGAGUGACGUCGCCUCCACUCAGACUUCCGUGUCGACAUGGCGGCAUCCGUGGCUUGGCGAGCUGCAGCGACUGGUUUGAGGGCAACCUCCUCCAAGCACCUACUUCUUCACAAACUCAAGCUUCAGCGCACCUGGCUCGGUUCUAAAAGAUGGCUGAAUCUUCAAGAGUAUCAGAGUAAAAAGCUGAUGCAAGAGUGUGGUGUGGCUGUCCAAAGGUUCUAUGUAGCUGACACGGCCUCUGAGGCCUUAGAGGCUGCAAAGAGACUCGAUGCCAAAGAGAUCGUGCUGAAAGCUCAGAUUCUGGCCGGUGGGAGAGGCAAGGGUGUGUUUGACAGUGGCCUCAAAGGCGGAGUGCACCUUACUAAGGACCCUGCUGUUGUUGGUGAACUGGCCAAUAAGAUGUUGGGUUACCAUCUAACUACCAAGCAGACACCUAAAGAUGGAGUGAAAGUGAAAACGGUGAUGGUCGCUGAGGCCUUGGACAUUAGCAGGGAGACCUACUUUGCUAUUCUAAUGGAUCGUGCCUGUAAUGGUCCUGUCAUGGUUGGAAGUCCCCAGGGAGGUAUGGAUAUUGAGGAAGUAGCAGCCAGCACUCCAGAACUCAUCUUUAAGGAAGUCGUAGAUAUAUUUGAAGGUGUACAAGAUGACCAGGCACUUCGCAUGGCAACUAAUUUGGGCUUCAAAGGAUCUUUACAGAGACAGGCAGCAGAUCAGAUUAAGAGGCUGUAUGAUCUCUUCCUGAAAGUCGACGCCACUCAAGUCGAAGUCAACCCGCUUGGAGAAACUCCUGAAGGGCAAGUGGUUUGCUUUGAUGCCAAGAUCAACUUUGAUGACAAUGCUGAGUUCCGGCAAAAAAACGUCUUUGCCAUGGACGACAUGAGUGAGAGUGACCCCACCGAGAUGGAAGCUGCCAAGUGGGAUCUCAAAUAUAUUGGACUGGAUGGAAACAUCGCCUGCUUUGUGAAUGGAGCGGGGCUGGCCAUGGCAACAUGUGACAUUAUUGACCUGCAUGGAGGAAAGCCAGCUAACUUCCUGGAUCUUGGGGGGGGAGUCAAAGAGAGGCAGGUGUACGAGGCCUUUAAGCUUCUUACUGCCGAUCCGAAGGUUGAGGCUAUUCUUGUCAACAUUUUUGGGGGGAUCGUCAACUGUGCCAUCAUUGCCAAUGGUAUCACCAAAGCAUGUCGAGAGCUGGAGCUAAAGGUGCCUCUGGUGGUCAGGCUUGAAGGUACCAACGUCCAUGAAGCCAAAAGGAUCCUGACCGAGAGCGGCCUGCCCAUCACGUCAGCCGACGACCUGGACGACGCUGCCAAGAAAGCCGUGGCCGCCAUCCGGAAGUAGAAAGAUGUCCUUUUCCUCAGCGACCUCAGGUGGCCUUUACUCUUUUGUCCGUUCAUUCUGAGUCAUGUGACCAACAUGCAGACUUCAGGACGGUAGCGUGAUAGGCGUGUUUUUUUUAUCGAACCGUCAUCAGCUACUUUCACACUGCAGCAAUGCUUUAUGAGCCCGAUUUUCUACUCGUAGUCCCUGUUGUCGCCUCGACUCUCUACGUUCAUUGGAAUAGAAAUGUAUUUCUUUUUAUUUCCCCAUGAAGAAAGUCAGGCAAACCGUCCUUUGGGCAGUGGUCCCCAACCACCGGGUCGAUUGGUACCGGGCCGCAGAAAUUUUUUAUAUUCAUUACUAAAUUGGCCCUAGUGUGUGAAUGUGAGUGUGAAUGUUGUCUGUCUAUCUGUGUUGGCCCUGCGAUGAGGUGGCGACUUGUCCAGGGUGUACCCCGCCUUCCGCCCGAUUGUAGCUGAGAUAGGCGCCAGCGCCCCCCGCGACCCCGAAAGGGAAUAAGCGGUAGGAAAUGGAUGGAUGGAUUUUUAUUUAAAAAAAAAAAAAAAAAUCUUUUUUUUUUUUUUUAAUUAAAUCAACAUAAAAAACACAAUUUACACUUACAAUUAGUGCACCAACCACAAAAACCUCCCUUUUUCAUCCAUCCAUCCAUCCUCAUGACAAAGAAAAAAAAAUGGAUCCCCCCGGGCCGCGGGACAAAUUAUUAAGCGUUGACCGGUCCGCGGAUACAAAAAGGUUGGGGACCACUGCUUUAGGGUACCUGUUUUUUUGUCCCCAUAUCGUCAGAGGUCCCUUAAAGGUGACUGUGUAGACAAUGAUGUCCCCAUUAAGUAAGCAUUACCAGAACACACACACACGCACAUACACACACAACAUUGAGAUCUUGAUAAAACACUUUUUCCAUUCUUUUUUUGAAACUUUUUUUUUUGUUUUUUUUUGUAGAACCAUUUUUUGGUAAUUGCUUCAAUUAAGUGGAUUUUUGGAGGCAUUAUCAAGCUUCACCUUAUCUUUUAUUCAACAUGGAAAAAAAUGAAAAAAAAAUAAUUCAACUUGACUAGACUGAAAGACAACAGUCCUGUUUAACACUCUUGUUUAUUUUGAUAUUUCUCCAUCCAUCCAUCCAUCCAUCCAUCCAUCCAUCCAAUAAUGUGUAUAUUACCAUUCAUCGAAUAGAUGAAGUAUACGAACUUAAAACGCUGUGAAAUUUUUUGAAGAGUACUCCUUCACUUAGUGAUGUAUAUUCAGAAUAUUGUAAAUCGGUGCCUAAAAGUGGUUUGUAAAAACGUUCACCUCAUUCUGUGCCAUUACCAUUUUCAUUCAGAUAUGUUUAAAAAGCAGCCACAACUAGUUUUGUAAUAUAUAAUAAAAUAAGUACCGUAUUUUUCGGAGUAUAAGUCGCACCUGCCGAAAAUGCAUAAUAAAGAAGGGAAAACACUUAUAUAAGUCGCACUGGAGUAUAAGUUGCAUUUUUGGGGGAAAUUUGAUAAAACCCAACAGCAAAAAUAGACAUUUGAAAGGCAAUUUAAAAUAAAUAAAGAAUAAGUGUACGUUAUAUGACGCAUAAAUAACCAACUGAGAAGGUGCCUGGUAUGUUAACCUAACAUAUUAUGGUAAGAGUCAUUCAAAUAACUAUAACAUAUAGAACAUGCUAUACGUUUACCAAACAAUCUGUCACUCCUAAUCGCUAAAUCCCAUGAGAUCUUAUAUGUCUAGUCUCUUACGUGAAUGAGCUAAAUAAUAUUAUUUGAUAUUUUACGGUAAUGUGUUAAUAAUUUCACUCAUAAGUCGCUCCUGAGUAUAAGUCGCACCCCCGGCCAGACGAUGAAAAAAACUGCGACUUAUAGUCCAAAAAAUACGGUACUCCAGAUGGGUAAAGUAUGCAAGUGUUAAAAGCCAAAAAGUGAGCAAACAGAUGUAACCUUAAUAUAACCGAAUUUAAAUAAUUAGCCAAUGUUAUUCGUGGAAAUGUGUCAAAUUGAAAGCUGUAAAACAAUAAAAACAAUUGAUAUCCUA
Molecule: messenger RNA, 3357 nt
Organism: Nerophis ophidion (straightnose pipefish)
Lineage: Eukaryota; Metazoa; Chordata; Actinopteri; Syngnathiformes; Syngnathidae
Gene: suclg2
Product: succinate-CoA ligase GDP-forming subunit beta
Exons: 11
Coding region: 46-1347 (433 amino acids)
Biological process (GO): tricarboxylic acid cycle; succinyl-CoA metabolic process
Cellular component (GO): succinate-CoA ligase complex; mitochondrion
Molecular function (GO): succinate-CoA ligase (GDP-forming) activity; ATP binding
Source: RefSeq, a predicted model, not a curated record